AUGUCACCUCCAACCCCUGUACGAACAAGGGCAGAAAUGCACAGUAUUUAUAAAGAGCAGCUUACCAACCCUGGAAAAUAUCAGUGCACGUUGAAGUCGCUCUCACAACUGGAGUGCACUUUCAAGAUCUCACCCACUAAUUCCGUACUGGAGACCAUUUGCAUCCCAUUUAAGCGUGUAUUCCAGAGGUGUCUACAGCCAUAUACGCGGGUUGUUGAUGGAAAGAAGCAAAGAGGCGAACGGUGGAUUAACAUAGAAGUCACUGACCUGGAGACAAACGAUGGCAUAAGGUCAAAACACACCGAUGAGAUACAGAGAUUUUUAAAAGCAGAAGUAGACCUAGCGAAAUGGCUCGAGUCACAGAUGGAGGAAGAAAGCUAG
Metschnikowia bicuspidata var. bicuspidata NRRL YB-4993 is the source of this 381-nucleotide messenger RNA. RefSeq lists its product as uncharacterized. Bases 1 to 381 code for a protein of 126 amino acids. The transcript has a single exon. NCBI's taxonomy places the organism in Eukaryota, Fungi, Ascomycota, Pichiomycetes, Serinales, Metschnikowiaceae. The record is from RefSeq and is a predicted model, not a curated record. Gene Ontology annotation, cellular component: mitochondrial inner membrane peptidase complex.